This is a messenger RNA of Polistes dominula (European paper wasp), 1414 nucleotides long. Its product is annotated as BAG family molecular chaperone regulator 2. NCBI's taxonomy places the organism in Eukaryota, Metazoa, Arthropoda, Insecta, Hymenoptera, Vespidae. The record is from RefSeq and is a predicted model, not a curated record. Gene Ontology annotation, biological process: protein stabilization. Gene Ontology annotation, molecular function: protein-folding chaperone binding; adenyl-nucleotide exchange factor activity.
AAUAUUGCAAAUUCAAAUUUCCCGCUGAGCGUAUUGGUAUAGCCAAUCAUAGGUAGUCAUGUAAUCUUAGCUGUUCGGAUAGGUCAAAUAUAAAGUUAGCCGUAAUCACGAUGCCGCAGUUCUACCUUCAAUUUUUCGCAUGUUAGAUGUAUGACAGCAGCCUAUUCUAUCGUGUCAAUGUAUGAACCCUUAAAAAAUAAAAAAUAUCAUUAUUGAAUUUGUUGCAAAGGCGGUGAACAAUAUUAAAUAAAAAUUAAAUACUCGAGUGGAGAUUAUUCCGAAAUAAUUUUGUUUAUAAUGGAGAGUCCUUUACCUCAUAUUGUUGAAAGUGCGGAUUGUGAUAGUACGAUAAAACCGAAAGAUAGGUUAGUCAAUUUGUUGGAUCAAAUAGAAUUACAUGUAGAACAACUUCGGAAAGAUGCCUGGAGGCUUGAAGAAGAAAAGGAUACUUUAUUAACUACUUUAGAUACUAUUAGAAAUAACGAACUAUUAAGUGCAUUGGAAGAACCAGCAGACAAAGAUGACGUAUUAAGAUAUGCCGAAAGAUUAUCCAUGCGAUGUUUAACUGUUGAUGUUUUAGUAAAGAUACAACGUGAUAAUGUUCAACAGGAGGCAUUACAUCAAGUAAAUGGUUUAAUAGAUGGUUUAAUUAUUAGUCUCCGUCAAGACCCAAGUGGAACCAGACAAAAAUGUGCAGCAUUUAUGAAUGCUUGUUCAUCUCAAGCAAUGGGUCAUUCAGAUAAAAAUUUUGAAACUGCCAUCCUUGGAUGUACUUUGGAUGAUCAAAAAAGAGUGAAGAAAAGACUACAAGGUUUAUUGGAUUAUAUUGAUAAAAUGCAUACCAUUGAAUUUCACUAAAAGACCUAUGAUAAAUAAUAUUAUAAUGUAUAUUGCGAAUAUAUUGAUUUAUGCAUUUUCGUAAUAUGUGUUUUUAGUAAAGUUCUAAUAUCGAUAAAUACGAGUAUUAAAAAUAAGAUGUUUAAAUAAUCAUUCUUUAAUAUGCAUAUGCAGCAGAACUCUAUUAUUUUUCUUUAUAUUUGCUAUGAUCACAACACACACUCAUGCGUACACGCGGUCAACUUUUUGUGAGUUUAGCAUCUAUAUUUUUAUUUGUUACAAAAAUUUUAACUAUUUACAUUAUGUAUAAUAAGAAACAGAGUUUACAUAGCCUAUAAUUACAAAUGAAUAGAAUUGGUGGUGUAUAUAUUAUAUAUUACAUAAAGUAUAAUAUGUCAAUGCACAUGCCCUAAGAUUGGACACCAACAAUUCCAUUCGAUCUAUAGAAUUAUUAAUGACACAUGUGAUACUCAAAGAAUUUUAUAAAAAAUUAAUAGCACAGGCUUGGAGCUUCCUUACCUGCAACAUUAAUUAUAAAAUUAUAAUUAUACGUGUAAAAACUUAAACAAAAAGAAUA